AUAUUAGAAUUUUAUUCUUUCGAUAACAUUCCCUUAAAAGUCAGAAUUAAAAGGGAGAGCAACUGGACCAUUCACAAACCUAAUUGUGUUACAGAUCAAAGAUGAAGUUUAGCUUUCUUUAUGUUCUUAUCGGAGUGAGCCUUUGGUGGGACUUUACGGAGUCGGCCUGUGAUGAUAAAUUUAAGGUGUACCCCCACCACACCGCGUGUCUUCCCCGUGCUCCGAAUUCUAGCCCAGGAAUCGUGAGUUCGCAGGAAGCGCUUGCCGCCCACAACAAAUACCGAGGAAUGGCAGUAUCUAAGAACGGCGUACAAAACAUGCUUAAGAUGGUCUGGGACCCGGAAGUGGCAAAGAUUGCGCAAAGAUGGGCGGAAAACUGUAAAACGGAACAUGACGGAAACCGAGAACGGUUUAUUCCAGGUCGAUUCACGCUGGGACAGAACCUUGCCUACAACCAUUUUGGUUCUAUGACGUGGGACGCCGUGGUCAAACUUUGGUACGACGAGGAAAAAGAUUUCGUGUAUGGUGGAAACACAAACGACUAUAUGAAAAUUGGCCAUUAUACCCAGUUGGUCUGGGCGGAAUCUUACGUUCUCGGCUGUGGCUACAGUGUUUGCAAUGGUACCCACUUCUACGUCUGUAACUACGGUCCGGCAGGCAACAGCCCCUCUAGCCGACUGGGAACCCCCUACGAGAAGCAUGGCGCACCUUGUAAGUCCAGCGACGGAAACGGUUUAUGUGAAUGCGGUACAACGAUUUGUGAAGCAAAUGCCAAGAAGAAUCACACUACCUGUGAAUGCUCCUGUCCAGGUACAAAUGUCUAUACGGGCAAAAAGUGCGAACUGACUUGCAGUGGACAUCAGGACCCCUCUUACUGUGCUUUGUCCUACACCAAGGACAAAUGUAUUCGGCUCAGUAACGUGGCGUUUGAUUGUCCGGUUCUGUGCAACGUUUGUCCUUAUGCAGAGAAAUCAUACAAAGAGGGAAGUACAGUUCCAAAGUGCGUGAAAAUUGGCGGAUGUGCCAGUAACUCCAACGGAUCUAAUGGGAGCGGAAGUUCUAAUACUGGAAGCGGAUCAAAUGGGAGCGGAUCAAAUGGAAAUGAUGGCGCACGACUUGAAUCGCAUAAUGUACUUAUGUUUGUUACACUGUUGUUUACAUUUUUCGUGGCAUACAACUGAAAAACAUCUAUUAUUAAACUGUCAAUAGAUAUUAAUAUUGUUACUGUUUUUGAAUCCUUUAUACAGUUUUAUCUUUCAUGCAAUAAAUAGUGAUACCCGUA
Molecule: messenger RNA, 1282 nt
Organism: Magallana angulata
Lineage: Eukaryota; Metazoa; Mollusca; Bivalvia; Ostreida; Ostreidae
Product: cysteine-rich venom protein-like
Exons: 9
Coding region: 102-1181 (359 amino acids)
Cellular component (GO): extracellular region
Source: RefSeq, a predicted model, not a curated record